Molecule: messenger RNA, 540 nt
Organism: Caenorhabditis remanei
Lineage: Eukaryota; Metazoa; Nematoda; Chromadorea; Rhabditida; Rhabditidae
Exons: 4
Coding region: 1-540 (179 amino acids)
Source: RefSeq, a predicted model, not a curated record
AUGAGUACCAAACGACUCGCCACGAAGUCUGCACCAGCUGAGUCUGUGGCAAACGACGACGACGACUACCCAGACCCCCCCUGCCCCAAAAAGGUCUCAACAAAGGCAUACAAUCCAUCCAGUUGGAUGGAAACUCAAGCGCGCAAGGCCGAAUUUCCAACACCUGCAGAAGGAGAAAUCAAAGUGGCGACCCUUUUUAAGGGUUUCGAACCAUUGAUAAUCAAUGUAUGCCUUGAUUGUCGUACGUUCAACUCAAAACGUGAUACACAGGAAGUGUCUCCUGGCAUGGUUGAGAUACAAGGAGAAAUCAAAGUGGCGACCCUUUUUAGGGGUUUCGAUUCAUUGAUAAUCAAUGUAUGCCCUGAUUGUCGUACGUUCAACUCAAAACGUGAUACACAGGAAGUGUCUCCUGGCAUGGUUGAGAUACCACUUGCCCUCUGCCUCAUAUGCAGAUCACAUCUGGUACAAUCACGAUCUAGAAAAUUUUAUGACUACGAUGUGGUGUUAUUAAAGAAAAAAAUUGAGGACCAAAAGAAUUGA